AUGAGCGGCUCCGAGGAUGAAGGUUCUAACCUUGAAAUAACCGCUCAAAACCUCAAUUGUGCGCUGUGCGAAAAGCCGGUCGACGCCGAUUCUAAGCUGAUCUGCUGCGGAAAGUGCUCUCGGCUGUCCCACGCCAACUGUGCGGGUCGUACGGAAGAUGUGGAAGAAGUUUCGUGGAUUUGCCAGACGUGUGCGGGCCAGGCUGACCCAGACGGCGAUGGCACGGACGACGGUAACGGCGCCGGCACGGGCGACGGUGACGGAAACGGCGACGGCGCUGGGGAUGAUACAGACGUCCUUAAGGACACCAGAUACCUCUGGAACGAGGAGCUGCAGAAGAAUGCUGAAAAGCAGCAUAAAAUGGAUCUGGAAGUGAUGCACCGGAUCAACUUACGGAACUAUGCGCGGGAGUUAGCACGGCUGGAAGAGAAGCGGCAGGUUGAAUAUGAGCUGGAGUGCAAGAUGCUGGCAAUGAGAAAGGCGGCCGAUGAGAAGAUGCGUAAAAUGAAGGAACUCUUGCAGCAGCAGUACGGCGUAGCGGAUGAUAAGAAGUCGGCGGAUGAGGCGCAAAAACCUGUGGUCAAAAAGCACCAUUCCAAGGCAGAUAACACUGGCGCUUACCCGAAACAUUCCACUCCUGUCAAUCGCUCCGAUAAACUGCCGAAGCAACCACUUACGCCACUACGGAAUCCGGAAGUCAGGCCAGGCAAUGGAUCAGGAGAAGGCGCCGGCAAAGGCUCUGGAAAAGGUUCAAAGAAUCCCGAACCUGCCCCUCACCCUAGAUUUACGCCGAAACCUUCGCCGGUACUCACUCCGGAGCCAUCGGAGCACGAAAGUUCUUCCGAAGACGAUGAUGAACAAUCGCUCCCGUCGCUACCUCCACCACCCGAGGAGUUCAACCAGACCGGGCCGCAACUAACCAAGGCCCAUCUCGCGGCACGAAAGGGUCCGUUCCAGAGGCUGCCAACCUUCACCGGAAAGCCGGAGGACUGGCCGAUUUUCUACAGCAGCUGGCGCAACAGUAACCUGGCCUGCAACUGGUCAAACCUGGAGAAUUUGGGCAGACUGAUUGACGCCAUCCAAGGCCCUGCGCUCGAGAUGGUAGGAGGCCAACUGCUGUAUCCAGAGAUGGUUCCGACAGUAAUUGAAACGCUGAAGAAGUUUUACGGAAGACUGGAACUCCUGCUUCAAGCGUUGCUGCUGAAGGCAAAAAGGGUCGAAUCGCCUCGUAUCGACCGUUUGCAAACGUUCAUCCGGUUCGGCGUUGUGGUUAAACAGCUGAGCGACCACCUGAUUGCAGCAGGGCUUCUCGACCACCUUGUCAACCCUAUGCUCAUUCAAGAACUCGUGGAAAAACUCCCAUCCGGUACGAAGCUCGAGUGGGUACGCUACAAGCGUCAACAGCAAAUGGUGACCCUAGCUACCUUCGCGGAUUUCCUGUCCGAAAUCGUUGCAGACGCCAGUGAAGUGACGCUCUUCACCGAAACGCAGCAUGACCAAGGUGGCCGGGAUGGCAGAGAUAAGCAGAAGCGGAAAGAAAAGCAGCCGGAGGGCUACCUGCACACGCACGUUGGUGAAGUGGCGAAGCAACAAGCGACAGGUGCGAAAGCUUCUAACACCCAUCGACAACCGACUGCUCAGGAGGAUCGCAAACCAUGCAGAAUCUGCCAGCGCACAGAUCAUCGGGUUCGGUACUGCGACGAGUUUGGCAAGCUGUCGUGGGACCAGCGAAUGAAGGAAGUCAGCAGGUGGAAGCUGUGCAACAUUUGCCUGAAUGAGCAUGGCCAAUCACGCUGUCGGUUCAAGACCCGGUGCAAUAUUGGAGCUUGUCAGGAACGCCAUCACCCGCUGCUCCAUCCGCCAGAGAACCAGCUCCGGAUGGCACCUGUGACGAUGCCAUGCAACGUCCACGAUCUGCCUGCGAACCAACCGGUCAUUUUUCGAAUGGUUCCAGUGAAGCUGCUGAACGGGAAACGGUCCGUCGACGUGAUAGCUUUUCUCGACGAAGGUGCAUCGUAUUCGCUCCUGGAAAGAGAAGUGGCCGAACAAAUCCAGCUAGUAGGAAAAUCCCAACCGAUCAUCGUCAAAUGGACAGCCGGCAUGACCCGGACGGAAAAAGGCUCGAAGUGUGUUACUGUUUCAAUUGCGGGACUAAACUCAAACAAGAAGUUCUCUUUGAAAAAUGUACACACGGUCGAGCAACUGAAGCUCCCGGAACAAACCCUGGAGUACUCCGCUAUAGCUGCCAAAUACCAGCAUCUGAAGGAUCUGCCGGUAGCCGAUUACCGGAGUGGCGCUCCAAAAAUCUUGAUCGGACUGAAGCAUCUCCACGUCUACGCUCCUUUGGAGUCCCGUGUCGGCAAAGCUGGCGAGCCCAUCGCCGUGCGCACGCAUCUUGGCUGGACAGUGUACGGUCCCCAGGAUGACCGAGAUCAGACAAUUGCAUUCUCCGGCCACCACGACGUUCUGCACGCAGCUGACUUGGAACUUCACGAGCUGCUGAAGAACUACUUCGUCCAAGAGGAAUCCGGUGUCCAAGUGUCGUUGCUGCCGGAAUCCGCAGAUGAUCGUCGCGCUCGUGAGAUUUUGGAGGAAUCGACUGUUCGAGUAGGUGACCGGUACGAGACUGGACUUUUGUGGAGAGCUGUUCAACCCCAGCUUCCGGAUAGCUACCCCAUGGCAGUCAAGCGAAUGAAAAGCCUGGAAAGGAAGCUAGCCAAGAACCAGCAGCUGCAAGAAAACGUGGCCAAGCAGAUCGAGCAGUACGUCACAAAGGGGUAUGCGCACAAGCUCACUGCGCAGGACGUGGAAGACGCUGUACCGGGCAAGGUGUGGUAUCUCCCCUUGAACGUGGUGCUAAACCCGAAGAAGCCAAACAAAAUCCGUUUAGUCUGGGACGCGGCGGCAGCUGUCCAAGGAACGUCGCUGAAUUCGGCCCUUUUGAAGGGACCGGACCUCCUCACGAACCUGCCCGUAGUGCUGUACCAUUUUCGAGAGCGGCCGAUCGCCUUUGGGGGCGACAUUGCUGAGAUGUACCAUCAGAUCCAGAUCAAGCGGAGCGACAAGCAGUCCCAGCGUUUCCUGUAUCGCGACGACCCCUCUGGCCCCCCGCAAAUCUAUGUGAUGGACAGGGCAACAUUCGGUUCAACCUCGUCCCCAUGCUCCGCGCAGUAUGUAAAGAACAAAAAUGCGCGGGAGUUUGCCGACAAGUUCCCAGAUGCAGUAGAAGCGAUUGUCGACAAACACUAUGUCGACGACUAUUUGGAUAGUACCGAUACAGUCGACCAAGCAGUUAAACGGGCGCGCGAAGUUAAGAUGAUCCACGCGGGGGCCGGGUUUCAUAUCCGGAGCUGGGUUUCAAACUCCGCGGCUUUCCUGGAACAGUUGGGUGAACCAAGGACAGAACAACUCGUCAACUUCACCUCGAACAAAACCACCGACACUGAACGAGUCCUAGGCGUCGCUUGGGACCCCAACGAAGACGUGUUCGUGUUUUCAAGCAAAAUGCGCGCGGAUCUGGAACCGCUAGUCGUUGGGGAGCAGCUUCCGACGAAGCGACAGGUGGCUAGCUGUGUCGCAAGUUUCUUCGACCCCCAUGGAUACUUAGCCCCGUUUACCAUUCACGGGAAACUCCUUCUCCAAGACUUGUGGCGCUCGGGCUCCGGCUGGGAAAAGCAACUUGACGGCGAACACACACCCAAGUGGAACCGGUGGAUAGCAGUAAUCCCUUCAAUCGACGAUUUCAAAAUCCCUCGCUGUUAUUUUUCGUCAGCGGGGCCGGAAGAUCGUGACGGGUUACAACUGCACAUUUUCACGGACGCGAGCGAGGUCGCCUACGGGUGCGCGGCCUACCUGAGAGCAGUCAUUAAAAGUGAACCAAGGUGUGCGCUCGUCGGCGCGAAGACGAAGGUGGCGCCACUGAAUAACCAAUCCAUACCAAGGCUGGAACUAGACGGAGCGGAACUCGGUUCGAGACUUUCGGUGGCUAUCAAGGCGGGCCACUCACUACCGAUCACAAAAACCGUUUUUUGGACCGAUUCCAAGACGGUGUUGGCCUGGAUAAGGUCGGACCAUAGGAGGUACAAGCAAUUUGUGGCGCAUCGCAUCGGGAAGAUCUUGAGUCGGACGUGCGUCGUGGAGUGGCGAUUCAUUCCCGGCUACAUGAACAUCGCGGACAUACUGACCAAGUGUAAGACCAGCCAGCCGUUGGACCCCAAGGGCGAGUUCGUCUGCGGCCCAGAUCUGAUGUUUCGCCCAGAAACGUACUGGCCUCAGGAAGAACCGGUAGAAAUCAACCCAACUGAAGAGCUCCGAGCCGUCCACCUGUUCCACGAGAUUACGCUGAUCGAGCCUGUUGUUGACACAACUCGUUUCUCGUCCUGGAAUGUUUUGAUUCGAACAAUAUCGUGCUGCCAACGUUUUGUUUCGAAUUGCCGCAAAAAACAGCUGGGCCAGCCGAUCGCAACGCUGCCGUCAACACCGAGUUUGCUGAAAAAAGUAAACAAAACGAUCGCGGCAACGGUGACGCCACUCGAGAGGGAAGAAUUCUGGCAAGCAGAAAACUUCCUGUGGAGAGCAGCACAACACGAGGCCUUCCCCGACGAGGUCAAGACGCUGCUCAAGAACCGGGAUCUGCCGCCCGAAAGCUGGCAUCGUCUGGAACGCUGCAGUCCUCUGUUCAAGCUUUCUCCGAUGUUGGACGAAUACGGCGUAAUCCGGAUGGAGGGAAGGUCCGCCCACGCCGAGUUCCUGCCGUUCGAGCUGAGGUUCCCCAUCAUUCUCCCAAAGAACCAUGACGUCACCAAAAAGCUGCUGAUGUUCUACCACCGGAAGUACGGUCACGCGAACCGCGAAACAGUGGUCAACGAGAUCCGUCAGCGAUUCUACAUUCAGAACGUGCGUACGGCCGCGCUGCAAGUUACCGAACAGUGCACCUGGUGCGAGGUCUACAAAAGCGAACCAAAGGUCCCGAGGAUGGCGCCGCUACCCGACCAGCGACUUGUGCCGAAUAGACGGCCGUUCAGUUUUGUCGGAAUCGAUUAUUUCGGCCCCAUCAACGUCAGCGUCGGACGGCGAACUGAAAAGCGGUGGGUGGCUCUCCUGACGUGCCUCACUACCAGGGCUGUCCACAUGGAGGUGGCCCACAGCCUGACCAGCCAGUCUUGCAUCAUGGCCAUCCGUCGUUUCAUGUGCCGCCGUGGGGUUCCGCUGGAGUUUUUCUCGGACAACGGGACUAAUUUUCAAGCGGUUAGCAAAGAACUAGGCCUGCAGGGACGGCAGAUUGACAUCGACUGCGCGGAGGCGUUCACGGAUGCCAGGACGCAGUGGCACUUUAAUCCGCCCUCGGCUCCCCACAUGGGUGGGAGUUGGGAGCGCCUUGUGCGGUCGGCCAAGGCGGCGAUGAAGGCACUCGAUGACGGUAGGCGCUUGACCGACGAAGUUCUGCUGACCGUUCUGGCGGAAUCGGAGGAAAUGAUUAAUUGUCGCCCGUUGACGUACUUGCCCCAAGCGUCCGCCGAUGCCGAGGCCCUAACUCCGAACCAUUUCCUUCGGGGAUUUCCUUCGGAAGAACGCAAGCUGGAAUCCGUUCCUGUCGAUCCUGCACAAGCGCUGAGGGACCAGUACAAGAGAUCGCAGCAGCUGGGUGAUUUGCUGUGGCAGCGCUGGGUGAAAGAGUACAUUCCAACGAUCAACAAGCGAACCAAGUGGUAUGGGGAAUGCCAACCGAUCGCCGUCGGGGACUUGGUGUUCAUCACGGACGCGAGUCCCCGGCGCAGCUGGACACGAGGAAUCAUCGAGCAGCUGAUACAUGGACGAGAUGGAAGAAUACGCCAGGCGAUGGUGAGGACCAACAAGAGCGUGUUGCGGCGUCCGGUGAGUAAGCUUGCGGUGCUGGAGCUUGGCGGUAAAUCUGACCGAGGAACCGAGCCUGGACCAGAGUUACGGGCGGGAGGUUUGUUAGCACCGCAGUCCGGAUUAGGCGCGCCAGACUGUAGCAGCAGCCCUGCCGAAAACUGA
This is a messenger RNA of Culex quinquefasciatus (southern house mosquito), 6018 nucleotides long. RefSeq lists its product as uncharacterized. The record is from RefSeq and is a predicted model, not a curated record. The coding region runs from base 1 to 6018 and encodes 2005 amino acids. NCBI's taxonomy places the organism in Eukaryota, Metazoa, Arthropoda, Insecta, Diptera, Culicidae. The transcript has a single exon. Gene Ontology annotation, molecular function: nucleic acid binding. Gene Ontology annotation, biological process: DNA integration.